ACUUUCCACGAAACACGUUGCGGUCAUGUGACAGCUGCUCGGAACCGGCUGAUAAAAACUGAAAUUAUUCACAAACACACCAGUGUUCUGGUUCUGCCAGAUUCUUUUCCAGGAAGUCCCGCUCCGUCCGUCCUCUCCUCCUGAUUCUGAACAACUGUGACAGUUCACCGGGGGAAUAAUGGCUCGCACAGCCGCAUUGGUGGUCCUGUUUUCGCUCGGUGUCUCGGCUGGAGUGUUUUUCCAGAAACAGCAGCCGUGUUAUGUUCGCACCCCGAGGAAAAACGACUUCGGUCUGAGAACUGCUCCUCGACCUCAUGAGUACAUAAACAUCUCAGAUCUGCCCAAGGCGUGGGACUGGAGGAACAUCAAUGGAACCAACUUUGUCAGCACGACACGCAACCAGCACAUUCCUCAGUACUGUGGUUCCUGCUGGGCUCAUGGCAGCACCAGCGCCAUGGCAGAUCGCAUCAACAUUAAGCGUAAAGCAGUAUGGCCUUCAGCCUACCUCUCCAUCCAGCAUGUGGUCGACUGCGCCGAUGCCGGUUCCUGCCAUGGAGGGGAUCAUAGUGGCGUCUGGCAGUACGCCAACACACACGGCAUCCCAGAUGAGACCUGCAAUAACUACCAGGCUAAAGAUCAGGAUUGCAAUCCCUUCAACGAAUGUGGCACAUGCACCACCUUUGGACAGUGCAACAUAAUCAAGAACUACACCCUGUGGAAGGUGGGAGAUUAUGGAUCGGUCAGCGGGAGAGAGAAGAUGAUGGCUGAGAUUUAUGCCAGGGGACCAAUCAGCUGUGGGAUAAUGGCCACAGACAAGCUGGACGCGUACGCAGGAGGAGUCUACUCUGAAUAUCAGGAGGAAGCUUUCAUCAAUCACAUCGUGUCGGUGGCAGGAUGGGGAGUGGAGGACGGCGUUGAGUACUGGGUGGUCCGUAACUCCUGGGGCGAGCCGUGGGGUGAAAAGGGCUGGCUCAGGAUCGUAACGAGCGCCUACAAAGGAGGAAGUGGCAGCAAGUACAACCUGGCUUUGGAGGAGGACUGCAUGUACGGAGACCCUAUUGUCCCUAAAGAAUAUCUUUAGACCAGCUCAGCCAUCCAUCAAGGGGAAAAGGGAAGCUUUUUGUAAUCUGUUUGAAAGGGAAUGAGUUCAGAUUUUUUUUAAUCAGUGCAUGUCACAUCAAAGAUGUUUACCAGAUAUUACUACAGUCUGUUCAACAGUCUUCCAUCCCUUUUUCUUGCUGAGCAGCAGUAAAUCAGGGUAUCUGCGGGGUCUUAAAAAGUCUUAAAUUAGCUUUUCCAAAUUUAAGGCCUUAAAAAUCCUUAAAAAUGACAAAUAAUCCUUAAAUACAGUUUCCAGAGGUCUUAAAUGACCAAGGACCCAAUAAACAAGAUUUUUUUUUUCUAUAAAAUUUUCGUGAAUUUCUAGUUAGUGUUCAGCAUUUUUUGUGUAUGACAUUGGCGUAAGCGGAACCGUACAUGUUCAGUUGGUUGUGAAAGGGAGCUAUUUUUAGAUGAGCACGUUAGCUGGUUAAGCCAGUGGGAGCUUGCGCCAUGGGGAAGUGGAAGUUAAAUGGUAACUGGAUGACUAAUCCCACGAUCGUGGCGUGGUUAGCAACGGUUCCAGGCAAUAGCUGGAAACUAUAGCUUAAAAUAAAUUUUUAAAAAUGAUAAAUGACCCGCACUUGUAUUGUGCCUGUCAGAGUAAGGACUCCAAAGCGCUUUACAUUACAGUGUAUCAUUGAUCCAUUCACACACACGCAUUCACACCUGAUGGUGAUGAGCUACGAUGUAGCUACAGCUGCCCUGGGGCGCACUGACAGAGGCGAGGCUGCUGAGCACAGACGCCACCAGUCCCCCGACCACCACCAGCAGGCAAGGUGAGUUAAGUGUCAUGCCCAAGGACACAAUCGCAGAAUUCUCUGUCCGGAGUCGGGAUCAAACCUGCAACCUUCCGAUUACUGGACAACCCGCUCAACCUGAUGAGCUACUGCUGCCCUGUUUAAACAGCUUAAAUUUGGUGAAAGUGACCUUAAAAAGGUCUUAAAAAGUCUUAAAUUUGGCUCCCUUAAACCUGCAGAUACCCUGUAAAAACUGUUUUUGUCUUUAGGAUAAGAUCAAACGCUGCUUGUUGAGGAACCACUUAGUUAAUUUCUGGAGUUUAUAAUGUUUAGAGUAUAUGGCUUACUUCAUAAAUGCAACCUACUCAGCCAAAGAGAGCAGUGUUUCCAGUGUGAGCUGCUGACAACGCUGCACUACAGUUCAGAAAACAACCUUAAAUGUGCCUUAUAAGCAUUUGAUGCUAAGCUUAGAUUAAUGCUACGGGUCUGUUUUUAUGCUGAACAAAUUGUACCUCAAGUUAGGCAAGGAAGUGUUUUUCCUGGUUUUUAAUCUGUCAGUAAAUGCAUCGUGAUGCUUCACAUAUUGAUCCUGUCAGUCCAGUUAUCCUGUUUGUAUUUAAUUCAGUUUCUUAUAUCAGCCAAAGUUCUGUAACGCUGCACUUCCUGUCUACAUUAAAUCACUGUGAACAGGU
Nothobranchius furzeri (turquoise killifish) is the source of this 2530-nucleotide messenger RNA. It is a transcript of the gene ctsz, whose product is annotated as cathepsin Z. Gene Ontology annotation, cellular component: lysosome. Lineage: Eukaryota; Metazoa; Chordata; Actinopteri; Cyprinodontiformes; Nothobranchiidae. Gene Ontology annotation, molecular function: cysteine-type endopeptidase activity. The record is from RefSeq and is a predicted model, not a curated record.